UACAAGUCUGUACUCCCAUUCAUGUAGGUUGUAUAGCAGUCUCCGUCGACCGCUAGGACGUGUCACACCCUCGUCAAAACAGACAACUCUGCUCCCUCAGACUAAAAGAAAGGCUUGUGACCCGACACAGUAGUAGCCACCAUGGCAGAAGCUCACCAGGCGGCGGCCUUUCAAUUCACCGUCACCCCUGAUGGCAUCGACCUACAGCUUUGCCACGAGGCUCUACGCCAGAUCUACCUCUCUGGCCUCCACUCCUGGAAGAAAAGGUUCAUUCGCUUCAAGAAUGGAGUAAUGACUGGCGUGUACCCAGGUAGUCCUACUGGGUUCAUAGUAGUGGUCGGGUCGUACAUGUCCUACAAUAAAUAUAACCAGCUGGAUCCAUCUCUUGGGUUGUUUACCAGGGUGGGCCAACACAUACCUAUCAGCCAAUAUAUAUCCACAGACAGCCAGAAGAUAGUUGGAGGAGUCCUGUUGGGCACUGGCCUGUGGGUGACCAUUAUCAUGAUCAUGAGGAAUGUCCUGAAGUGCCUGUUGUCAUGGCACGGCUGGAUGUACGCACGCCAUGGCUCUGUGUCCUGGUCUACUCGUUUGUGGAUGGUAUUAGUGAAGGUCUUCUCUGGCAGGAAGCCAAUGCUCUACAGUUUCCAGAAUUCCUUGCCAAGGUUACCCGUCCCCUCUAUCAAGGACACGUGCAGUAGGCACCUGGAGUCAGUCCGCGCACUGAUGGAUGAUGACGAAUUUGAACAGAUGAAGGAACUGACUAUAGACUUUGAGAAGAACCUAGGACCCAGACUGCAGUGGUACCUCAAACUCAAGUCCUGGUGGACCUCCAACUAUGUCAGUGACUGGUGGGAGGAGUAUAUCUACCUUAGAGGCCGUGGGCCCAUCAUGGUCAACAGCAACUAUUAUGCCAUGGAUUUCCUGUAUGUCCACCCCUCAUCCAUCCAGGCUGCCAGGGCAGGUAAUACCAUUCAUGCUAUCAUGCUCUACAGGAGGAAACUGGACAGAGCCCAGGUCAAACCAAUAUACUUGCUGGCAAACAAGGUUCCUCUGUGUUCGGCUCAAUGGGAGCGGAUGUUUAACACCACCCGCGUCCCUGGUGUGGAGACAGACGUCCUGCAGCACGUGAACGAGAGCAAACACAUAGCUGUGUACCAUAAGGGCCGUUUCUUCAAGGUGUGGAUGUUUUAUGAUGGACGGCUGCUUUUGCCCCGGGAGAUAGAGCAGCAGAUGGAGAGGAUCUUGGCUGACACAUCUGAGCCCAUGCCAGGAGAGGAGAAACUAGCUGCACUUACUGCAGGGGAGAGGACCCCAUGGGCAAAGGGCCGUGAGACCUACUUCAGCCGUGGUAAGAACAAGCAAGCACUGGAUACCAUUGAGAAGGCAGCCUUCUUUGUAACCCUUGAUGACACUGAGCAGCGUUUCGAUGAAGCCCACCCAGUCAAGUCUCUGGACAGUUAUGCCAAGUCCCUUCUCCAUGGAAAGUGCUAUGACAGAUGGUUUGAUAAGUCCUUUAACCUGAUAGUUUUCAAGAAUGGCACCAUGGGACUGAACGCUGAGCAUUCCUGGGCCGAUGCUCCAAUUAUUGGCCAUCUGUGGGAGCAUGUACUUUCAAUGGACCCUUUUAAACUGGGAUACACUGAGAGUGGUCACUGCUGUGGGGAGCCCCACCCCAACCUCCCUGGUCCCCAGAGGCUGCAGUGGGACAUCACUGCUGAGUGCCAGGAGGUCAUUGAGAGCUCUCUGACAGUAGCCAGGGCUCUGGCUGAUGAUGUGGACUCUCACAUUUUCCCCUUCGGCGACUUCGGCAAGGGUCUGAUCAAGAAGUGCCGCACUAGUCCCGAUGCAUUCAUUCAGAUUGCCCUACAGCUGGCCCAUUACAGGGAUAAAAAGAAGUUCUGCCUGACAUACGAAGCCUCCAUGACGCGUUUGUUCCGUGAGGGCCGAACAGAAACAGUUCGCUCCUGUACCGUGGAGACCUGUGACUUUGUCCGUUCCAUGCUCAGAGAUGAAACGAGAGAAGAGCGUUUGAAGUUGCUCAAAUUGGCAGCAGAAAAGCACCAAACCAUGUACCGCCUGGCUAUGACAGGGAAGGGCAUCGAUCGCCACCUUUUCUGUCUUUAUGUUGUUUCCAAAUACCUCGGAGAAGACUCACCCUUCCUCAAAAAGGUCCUUUCUGAGCCAUGGAGGCUAUCCACCAGUCAGACUCCUCUGCAGCAGGUCGAGCUGUUCGACCUGGUCAAAUACCCAGAAUAUGUGUCCUCUGGAGGUGGAUUCGGCCCAGUGGCUGAUGAUGGUUAUGGUGUCUCCUACAUCAUUGUUGGUGAGAACCUCAUCAACUUCCACAUCUCCAGCAAACACUCAAGUCCAGAAACUGACUCCCACCGUUUUGGUGGCAACAUCAGACAGGCCAUGCUGGAUAUACUUGGUCUCUUCCAGCUCGACAACAAAGCCAAGUGAUCAUCCUCGACCUCAUUGGGUGGAAUGAAAAUAAGAAGUUGUUUUUAACAAGACGUGUAUUCUUCCUGAAGCUUGUACAGAAUCAAAUGUUGGGUUUGGGAUUAUUUUAAGUUAAUUGACGUUACAGAAAUAAGGAUGAUUGAGAGGUAUUAGGAAAUACAGCUGUCAUUAUGUUUGUUAGGUGUUUAUGUGUACUGUAUGUAAAGGCAAGGUGAGAUUCUGGUGGUAUUUGGUACAGGUAGUGCAAAGAUUAAAGUGUUUAUUUACUGGACUGUAUGCACCGGUGCCUUAGUGACCCACUAAUGUAAAAAGGACAGAAAGGGAGAAGAAAAAUAGUCACUCCAGUCUGAGAUCAAGUCUAUAUCAACACAAUAAGAGACUUUUCAGUGGAGGGAUUGUUUAAUAGCAUCAUCCAAUAUUUGAAUCAUGUUUUAAGUUGAGAGAUGAUGCAAUAUGUUUUUAGUACUGUACAUUUUGUCCCAAUUUUGAAAAACCUCUUAAUUCCUUUAGGGUUUGUUUUUUUAAAAUUUCUUUCAUCUUCUCAAUUGCAGCACUUGAGUCUCGUAUAACUGGCUAAAAUAGUAAAUUUGAUGUUAAAUAAUGUCAACAAAUUGCAUGUUGCAUAGUGUCCAAUAAUUUCACACUACUCCUUUACUGCAGGUUCUGAUUGUCUUGGCUGAUCAAUUGUAUCCAGUAAUGUGCUGUCUAAUGAAGCCUUUAGAAAACCUAUACACCUAUUAUAGUAAAUCUAAGGUGUUCAUAAUGUCUAAUCACAGGGUCUACAAUGCCUUUCUAACUGAAGUGCACAGCCGGUGUUUUCUCCUUAGCUGCCGUGAUUGUAUGAUCCAGCUGUGCGUGAGUGUGUGUGUGUGUGAGUGUGUCAUUUUCAUACUCAGGUUUUCCUUACAUGGCCUAAUAUUUUAGGUGCUUCUUAGUGCUUAUGUUGGUACAUGUACAACAGCAAAAAGAAGUUAGGAUGCAGUACAAUAUGAGCUUGUGGACAGUAUAACAUUAAUUUUGCUGUUGAAGUGAGGGAUUGGGCCAGAUAAGGUGUGUGUCUGGGGUGGAUCUCACUUGCAGAACGUGUUGAAUUAGAGUGUGUAGCCAACAGUGACUUGCUUUUCUGUUUGUUGUGUUUAAAAAAAAAAAAAAAAAGUUGUUAACUUUACUCUGUUGUGCACUCCAUGACUGACCUUCAAACUAACUAAUUCCUACUAUCUUGGUCGCCUUUUCUCUGAUCACAAUGAAUUGUAAAGUUUUAUGAGCAAACUUUCAAGAUGUCAAAUAUCAGUUACAGCAUAGUUGUUUUGCAGCUAUUGUUGCCUAGUUAAGAUGAGAUGCAGAAUCACUUUUUGAGUUGUUGUAUCCCUCCAGUACAAUAGGAAGUGUUUCGGAAUGCAUUUCUGUUAUUAUGUAUAUGUUGUCAGUACAUCAUAUUUAUUUUUUUUUCAUGUUUUAACCUCUUUAAAAACACAACUGUUGGACGCAUGCAUUUACCAACUGAAUGCAGCAAAGGAUAAGCAUCACAGCUUUGCAGAUUUAAGAAGUGAAAUGGACAAACUGCUUCUUUUUUCCGUUUGACAGUUCUGUUAUCACAGACUUUGCCAGUAUGUUGUAGUUGUGUGACCUUUUAUCUCGAUAGACCUCAUGUUUACACUGCUGCAUGUUUUUGAAGAUGAUGCUGUAUAUGUUUUCCUUUUAAUUUAAAAAAGUGUAAAAAGACAUGCAGCUGAUAUACCAAAACAAGUUUUAUCAAUAAAGUGAAUGUCAGACAGCUGUAUCACCUCUGAGAGUGUCAUCUUUUACUUUGCAUCCUGUUGUAAUAGUGUCAUCAUUUGGAGAGAAGAAGCACUGUAUUCACCCUUGAAACUAAACAAGACGAAAACUGUACACACCAAACAACCAAG
This is a messenger RNA of Scomber scombrus (Atlantic mackerel), 4367 nucleotides long. RefSeq names its product carnitine palmitoyltransferase 1Ab (liver) (gene cpt1ab). Lineage: Eukaryota; Metazoa; Chordata; Actinopteri; Scombriformes; Scombridae. Gene Ontology annotation, molecular function: carnitine O-palmitoyltransferase activity. Gene Ontology annotation, biological process: carnitine metabolic process; fatty acid metabolic process. Gene Ontology annotation, cellular component: mitochondrion. The record is from RefSeq and is a predicted model, not a curated record. The transcript is spliced from 19 exons. The coding region runs from base 142 to 2460 and encodes 772 amino acids.